This is a messenger RNA of Sphaerulina musiva SO2202, 1106 nucleotides long. RefSeq names its product PMSR-domain-containing protein. Gene Ontology annotation, molecular function: peptide-methionine (S)-S-oxide reductase activity. The transcript has 2 exons. Lineage: Eukaryota; Fungi; Ascomycota; Dothideomycetes; Mycosphaerellales; Mycosphaerellaceae. The record is from RefSeq and is a predicted model, not a curated record. The coding region runs from base 132 to 749 and encodes 205 amino acids.
AUCCUUUGUCACGACCUACACAUCAGAGCACUCGACCAACAACAACAACUCUUCUCACUAUUUUCCUUUCGCCAUCAUCCACAAUUGAGAACAAAUACCUUCUCGCGCUCCUCUUCCUAGGCGGAAUCACCAUGUCGUCCUUCAUCCAACGCCUCUUCCGACCCUUCUCGAGCUCCACCAUGCACUUUGCCGGCGAACAAGGCGCCUCCACGACAGCCAUGACUCUUCCCGAAGGUGCACAAAAGGCCACCAUUGCUGCGGGAUGCUUUUGGGGAGUGGAGCAUAUGUACAGACAUGAUUUUAAGGAUCGUGGGCUGUUGGAUGCGAGAGUGGGUUAUAUUGGAGGUGAUACGAAGGAUCCGAGUUAUCGGGCGGUUUGUUCGGGGAGGACAGGUCACGCCGAAGCGUGUCAAAUCGUCUUUGACCCUUCCAAAGUGUCGUAUCAGACUCUCUUGGAGUACUUUUAUAAGAUGCACGAUCCCACGACUGCGAACCGCCAAGGACCAGAUACGGGAUCGCAAUACCGUUCGGGCAUCUUUUACCAUGAUGAAGAGCAAAAGGCGAUUGCGGAAAAGGUCACCAAGGCUGCGAAUGAGCAGUGGUGGAAGGGGAAAGUGGUGACGGAGAUUUUGGAGGCGGGUGAAUGGUGGGAUGCGGAGAAGUAUCAUCAGAUGUAUCUGAACCACAACCCGGGGGGAUAUGAGUGUCCAAGUCACUUCUUGAGAAAGUUCCCGGACUUGCAGGUUUGAAGAGGAGAAGGAGAAGCAGAGAGGGACAUCAGUGGGAUGAGAAGAAAGAUAGCAAAUGCAAGACGUAUCUUAGGGAUGGAUCGGGACAAUGCGACACGUCUACAUGCUCUGUGCUGCAGCAUUGGGAGUUGAUAGGACAACACAGGACGCGAUCUCUUCUCCAUGCUCGGACUAUCGGCGCAAACCGCUAUAGUGCUGAAGACAUGCCAAAUCUGCCUAUUAUAAAAACUACCUUAUAUCCGGAAUAGUAGAUACUAUGGUACUCAAUUCACUCACCUAGACAGCUUCGAGGAGACACUAGUACCUGGUGAAUAAGAUAAUCGGAUAGCGAGAAGCAGUUCUGUUAGUCUAUAUACG